GAAGCAUUGUCUCUUCGGAGACAUCUGAUAAAAUUGGAACGAUACAGAGAAGAUUAGCAUGGCCCCUGCGCAAGGAUGACACGCACAAAUCGAGAAAUGGUCCAAAUUUUUUUUCCUUCCUCUCUUUCAAUCGUCGUCGAGAUUUCUAGGGUUUUCUUUUUUCCCUCUUUCGCCACAAAUUCUUAACGUUAUUGCUGCCUAAUCGUCUUCGAAUCGCAUCAGCAAUCUAAUAAAUGGCGGCUAAGGCUUCACUGGAAUCCGUUAGCAACUGAAGAAGGUGGAAGGUGGAAUCUUUUAAAAUUCCCAAAUUUGUUCAUUUCAGUCUCAAAACCCUGGAGCUGCUGAGGGCUAACUAGCGAUUGGAGUACUGAUGAUUUCAGCAGUUCAACAUUAUACUUAACCUGGAGUUGAUCUCAUAUUGUAACUCUACCUGCGGCUAUUGGAUUUUCGUCACAGCUGCAAGACAAUUUAGUUUCAGGUGCUGCAUGACAUGGUCUUGAGCUUCUAUUUGAAACAUGUUGAACGGUUAGCAGGAAAUUGGCCAUGCAUUAAAAGUAAAAAAAAAAAAAAAAAAUUGGCGCGGCUCAUGGCAUCUCGUAGCAGCAAGGAUCAUAAGGGCCCUGAUCCUUGCCCAAUUUGUCUUGAACCAGUAAAGGAAGAAGCCUAUUUAGAUCGAUGUUUCCACUCAUUUUGCUACCGAUGCAUUGUUCAAUGGUCCAAUGUGGUAUCCAAGAAGCACUCUCAAGCUAAAUCUUCAAUGAAAUGCCCUCUUUGCAUGACAGAAAAUUUUUCUAUAGUUCACGGUUUCAAUGGAGAAAAUUUUCAGCAGCAUUACAUAAGCCAGAGCCAUGACAAAAACAAUCUUUCUAGUGCUCAUCAAUUUCGAUUGCAGUGGUAUAAUAGCAAUGCAAGAGUCUCAAGGAAGGAAUCUGAUGUUCAUUUGUACUGGAAGCUUCUUAGGUAUCUUAGGAGAAACAUAUGGCUUGAGAAUUGGUUGAGAAGGGAAAUCCAGGCUCUCACCCAACAGGAGGAUGUGGAAAUUAUUGUACAUCAUAUUCAUGGAGCAAUUGAGAAUUUCAUCAGAAGACAGCAGCAAGAUCACAUAAAAAAUGUGAUGCCCGAGGAUAAGCGCAAACGGUUUAGGGAACUAAUUUCUGAUGUUGCAAGGCCUUUUUUGUUUGGGCGAACAGAGCGCUUCGUUGAUGAGUUGGAGUCUUUCCUGGUUCUGGGUUUAACCGUCGAUGCUUAUGAUGCAAUUUGCAUGCAGAAUUUGCCAGGCGCUUCUACUUCUUCUGACUGAAAGAUACAGUUCUGAUGGGGACUACACAAAUUUGGGUACUUAAGAUGAAUCUAUAAAAUGAAGGGAAAAUCCCCUUUACGUUCAGUCAGAUUAAUCAAUGAUCAAAUCACCUUGUUUAGACCAAGUUUGCAUGACUGAAGCAGAGAUUUGCCUCUUGGUUCUCAUUCUUAGUGUGGUAGCUUCUACAGAAAUUCGGCUAAUUAACUGAAGUCUAUAAAACAAAGGGAAAACCUGCUUUAUGUUCUGUCAGAUUAAUCAAUGAUCCAAUCGCUCUAUUUAGGCCAAGGCUGCAUCACUGGAGCAGAGAUUUGCCUCUCGGUUUUCAUUCUUAGUGUGGUAGCUUCCUUGGGCAUUACUUCUAUUUCAUCUCUUCAUUGUGACCAUCAGCCAAUCAGUUCUUCAUAUAUCCGAGACUCUGAGAGUAUGCUUCGGUUCUUCCUUCCACGGAAACGAGCAAGAGAUCGGAAGCAGUUCCACCAGAGAGAUGAGCUGUUGAAAUUGCUUCUACAGGAAUUUGGAAUUAUGAGCAUAAUCUUCCAUCAGCUCAAUACUCGACUUCCUCAGCUUGCCAAUUUGGCACAGUUCAUCUAGAGUAAUUACUUUGGUGUCUCAACUGAUAAAGGACUUCUUAGAUUUUUAAAAAAAAAAGAACUACUUCAUGCCCAAUGAUUUUGAUGUGUGCAAGGAAGUGAUAGACAAUGGAAUUCAUGUUUUCAGUUUAGUCCCAUAUUGAAACAGAGAUGUUUCAGGAUUUUGAUUAUGAAUUAGUACUUGUGGUACUUUUGUAGAACUAACCCGAAAACAUGUUUACAUGGGAAAAAAAAAGCUAAGUACUGGUUUCAAAUUACUAAAUUGAAUUAAAAUUUUGGUUAAUUAAUUUUUAUGUUCCCUAGUGAAUGAUGUGCCUUUUGAUUUAGUAAAUGCUUGGUUUUGGGGAUUGUUUUUGUUAUAAUUGUUAUAAUAUUAUUAUGGAUGUCCAUUGGUAUUCCAAGGAGUUAUAGUAGUACUA
Asparagus officinalis (garden asparagus) is the source of this 2309-nucleotide messenger RNA. RefSeq names its product tripartite motif-containing protein 40-like. The coding region runs from base 491 to 1300 and encodes 269 amino acids. NCBI's taxonomy places the organism in Eukaryota, Viridiplantae, Streptophyta, Magnoliopsida, Asparagales, Asparagaceae. The transcript is spliced from 4 exons. The record is from RefSeq and is a predicted model, not a curated record. Gene Ontology annotation, molecular function: metal ion binding.